CAACAUUGCUUCUGGGCUUAACUUUCACUGCUCAUUGCUUCUUCCUCUGUCCUUUUACCCUCUCGAGGCAUUUAAAACCAGAGACAGACUCCGUUGAGGAGCAGCACCCCCACACAGUCCUACCAUUACUCCUCCAGAGUUUGACCCAUAUAAUCCAAUCACCAUUAUAUAAUCCAAAAGCAAAAAAACAAAGAAGAAAAGUGAACCCAUGUCUCCAACAUUUAUUCUGUUUUUUCUCCUCCUCUGUUUCACCUCUCAGCCAUGUCGCCGCCGUAUCUUCACCUCUGCCGCCGGAGGCCAGUGGCAACUCCUGCAGAAAAGUAUUGGGAUAUCUGGGAUGCACAUGCAGCUCCUUAACAAUGAUAAGGUGAUUAUAUUUGACAGAACGGAUUUUGGUAAGUCCAAUCUGUCUUUACCGGACGGGAAAUGCCGGAAUGACCCGCAUGACACGGCUUUGACAGUAGAUUGUACAGCUCACUCUGUAGAGUACAAUGUUCCGGUCAAUACUUUCAGAGCUUUGACUGUGCAGACCGAUGUUUGGUGUUCUUCGGGUGCUCUGAUGCCUGAUGGUCGUCUCGUUCAAACAGGGGGAUUCAAUGAUGGUGAACGGAGAGUCAGGAUUUUCACCCCAUGCGAGAGCUGCGACUGGGUGGAAAUUGAAAAUGGGCUGGCGGCUAGAAGAUGGUACGCCACCAAUCAAAUUUUACCGGAUGGCAGACAAAUUAUCGUCGGCGGUCGGAGGGAAUUUAAUUAUGAGUUUUAUCCGAAGAAUACCGCUCCGGAUCUGUUCAAAUUACCGUUCUUGUCGGAGACCAAUGAACGUGGGGUGGAGAAUAAUCUAUACCCUUUUUGUCACCUUAAUGUCGACGGUAAUCUAUUCAUAUUUGCGAACAAUAGAGCUAUUUUGCUUGAUUAUGUCAACAACAGAGUAGUCAAGAUGUACCCAUCAAUCCCCGGCGGCGAUCCCCGGAGCUACCCCAGCACUGGAUCGUCGGUGCUGCUUCCAUUGAAGAAUAUACAAGGUCCAGCUCUCGAAGCUGAAGUGUUGAUAUGCGGCGGAGCACCGAAAGGAUCUUAUCUCCUGGCUGUAAAUGGUACUUUUUUGCCUGCCUUAAACACCUGCGGUCGGAUCAAGAUAACCGACCCGAAUCCUCAGUGGGUCAUGGAGAUGAUGCCGCAAGCCAGAGUCAUGGAUGACAUGAUAUUGCUGCCCGACGGUACUGUCUUGAUCAUCAACGGUGCUGCGGCAGGUACUGCCGGAUGGGAAAAUGGUAGGGACCCGGUAUUGAAUCCGGUCAUUUACAGACCCGACAACCCAAUUGGGUUACGGUUUGAGAUACAAAACCCGACCACCAUUCCACGGAUGUACCACUCCUCGGCGGUGCUACUCCGUGACGGCCGGGUCCUCGUCGGUGGAAGCAAUCCUCAUAUUUAUUACAACUUCACCGGAGUCCUUUUCCCAACGGAGUUAAGUUUGGAAGCAUUUUCUCCAGACUAUCUCGACUUUCUAUUUAACAAUAUUCGUCCAACAAUCAUUGCACCGGCUAAUCUAGCAAACCUGUAUUACGGUCAAAAGCUAACAAUCCGUUUUAGCUGCGACGCGCCAGUGGUUCAGGACAGAGUGGUGGUAACACUGGUGGCGCCGUCGUUUUCGACGCAUUCGUUCUCCAUGAACCAGAGGCAGCUGGCUCUAGGAAACAACAUGGUGAUUGUUCUGGGGAUGAACUUUUACGACGUGGAGGUAACCAUGCCGCCGACCGCUGUUCUUGCACCGUCCGGUAAUUAUCUCAUGUUUGUGGUUCAUCAAAAUAUUCCAAGUCAAGGGAUUUGGAUUCACUUACAACCUUAAACCUUUUUUUUUUUUUUUUUAACAAAAAUCAAUAAAAUGCUUUGUGUUCC
Messenger RNA from Rubroshorea leprosula, 1899 nucleotides. The record is from the annotation of a GenBank genome assembly. NCBI's taxonomy places the organism in Eukaryota, Viridiplantae, Streptophyta, Magnoliopsida, Malvales, Dipterocarpaceae.